Messenger RNA from Eufriesea mexicana, 1904 nucleotides. Its product is annotated as zinc finger CCHC domain-containing protein 8 homolog. The transcript has 6 exons. Gene Ontology annotation, cellular component: catalytic step 2 spliceosome. The record is from RefSeq and is a predicted model, not a curated record. NCBI's taxonomy places the organism in Eukaryota, Metazoa, Arthropoda, Insecta, Hymenoptera, Apidae. Gene Ontology annotation, biological process: RNA processing. Gene Ontology annotation, molecular function: RNA binding. The coding region runs from base 114 to 1904 and encodes 596 amino acids.
UUUUCUUUCAGUCAAAAGCUUGAAAGAAGGAAAGUUUUCAUACAACAAAAUCACGUGUUCACUAUAUAAAACAAUUUCAUAUAUGUCAUCGUAUCAGUGUCGAUAGUAUUUCCAUGAAUUCUACGAUUACUAUCGAAGACACCGACGAAGAGGUGAUAGAUUUGGACUCAAGCCAAGAUGCCAUCAAUGUUACUGAUAAUGAUCAAGGUGAAUGUUCGAUUGAAAAAAAUUCAUCAUCGAACAACGAUGCAAAUGAAACGAGCGUAACUAGUGAUUAUAUGGAUAAUAACAAAAAUGCAUCGAUAACACAAACUUGCGACAGUGCAAAUACGUUAAAACCAUUUUUGAAGGUUAUAUUUCGAGAUGAAAAUGUCUCACGGCAAUAUAAUAAAAAAAUAAAAGAGUUUCUAGAAGAAUUAAUAUCUUCCAAGAUUAAAAGUCAAGAAAAUGAUAAUGGUUUAACGUUAGAAUUUUGGGAUAAUGAUAUUGAUUCUAUGAAUCAAUCUAUUGAAAUUGCGACAGAAAGUGAAGAUAGUCAGGAUAUAAUAUGUGAUACUUUGUUCACAGUAGAUAAACAACCAAAACUUAAAGAUGAGUUUGAUGUUCCAACUUAUGGCAAGAAAUAUGAAAAUGUGUUUGAUAAAAUAAAAUUAGAAUCAGAUGCAAAACCAAAGGAUGACUGUUUAUCAAAGUUUAUGUGUUUUAAUUGUUUGGGAAAUCAUAAUUUACGAGAUUGUCCAGAACCACGAAAUUAUGCCAAAAUAGAAACAAAUCGAAAAAAUUUCCAUAUGAAAGGAUAUUCAAAAAGUGUUAGAUAUCACUUUGAAGAUAAUCAAAGAUUUGGUCAUAUAAUUCCUGGUCAAUUAAGUAACAAUUUACGUAGAGCACUAGGUCUUAGAGAUAAUGAAUUACCCAAACAUAUAUACAGGUAUAUAAUCUUUAUGGUUUUAGAAGCAUGUUUACAACACUCUGGUUUGUCCUUAUUUAAUUCCGAUGGUAUUGCUGAAAAAAACCCUAAUGAUAAACCAGAUACUAUUAUUGAAGAAGGAGACAGAGAUCAAUAUGACAUAAAAAAAAUAUAUGAUUUUCCUGGUUUUAAUGUACCAGCUCCACCUGGUACUCGUGAUGAACAUGGACAGUACUGGGUAUCAUCAAUGUUGACUGUUCAUAGUAAACAAAGAAUGUUACUAAAAUUAAGGGGGAAAAAGGCAGAUGAUGGAUACAAGAGAAAAAAACUCAACAUUUCUAAUAAUACAUCAGAAGAGACAGCACCAGAACCUACUGAAAUGCAAAUUGAAGAUGUUGAAGAAAGUGUAGUAGAUUAUGUAUCCACUAAUGGACUGUUUGUACCGCCAUUACCACGAGAAUCUCCUUUAAAACCACCGGAACCACCAUUAUCAACACAUAUAAUUUCUGAAGAUUCAGAUUAUCAUUCUCAAGAGUUGCAACUUUCUGAGUCACUGGAAGAUAGCAUAUUACCCUCUUCGCGUGCAAAUUCUCCGUCAUUAUCCGAAUUGGAAAACAUGAAAAAACAAUUGCUUGUAGAACUUCAGGAAACUAACUCAAAUUCAGAUGUUCUAUCAAAAAGCAAUUCUUCGAAUUUGAUGUUAAACUCUGAUAUGCCACCACCCAGUAAUGAAGUUACUCCAAAAUCAGACCGCAUUCGUCAAAAUGGAGUAAAUACAAGUCAAGGAAGUGUGAAAUCUAUUGAUUUAGGCACACCUGUAUUACAAAGUACAUCACCAUAUAGUAAAUUGCCACCAUCUGAAAAAUUUUCAAAGGAUAUUUGUAAUUUGAUAAAUUUUGAAAAUUUACCGGAUUCAACAGGUAAGUAUGAACAAAUGACUGAAGUCUUACAGAAAGUAAGAAAUACAUUAGCAAAACUUCAUGAAGAAUCGUCAUAA